UAUUACGCUUUCAAAUUUCCCAGAAUGAAGACCCAAUUCUUCAAUUUGAUACAAAACUUUGCAAAACAAACCACUAUUCACGGUUUGCACAUUAUUGGAAUUCCGAAAUUACAUGUUCUAGAGCGAAUUUUUUGGGUUUUGGUCGUAACGAUGGCAGCUGGCGGAGCCAUCGCUAUCACCUAUUCAAACUGGAUGCGUUAUCUGGCAAAUCCGACGGUGGUUUCCAUUCAGAAAGAUUUCAGAAAUUGGCUCAAUCCAUUUCCCGCUGUUACGGGAUGUUUUGUUGAUAAAACCGAUAAGAAAAAAGCCGAUAAAUACAUUCAAGAAAAAUGGGGUAUUAAUUCAUCUGACCCAAAGUACGCAUAUUACAUGGAUUUUAUCAAAAUUGUUAGCAACAUUACGUACAAGAAUUUGGGUCAGCUUGAUAAAUUUGUAACUGACCCAAAAUUGCAAAAUAUUGAUUUAACUGAUUUGACUGCUAAAGUCCACCCUGACCUUUCAGGAACUCUAGUUACAUUUGACACCAAACAUAAAACAAAGUGGGAUUUAAUUAUGUCAGAGUUGGGCAUGUGUUUCUCGGUUAAUUCUCUUUUUGUUGAUUUAUUAACACUUAACCCAAAUAAAACAUCAGUCGUAACACAGAGGAUUCUAAGAUGUCACUAUUUGAACGGUCUGUGCUACGCUCGGUAUGACUCGGACCCAGACCUUCCCAUAAAAUACUACACCCAUUCGUACUUGGAAGUAGCUCAUGCGACCAUCGACCCACCUUUAAUAGUCCACGAAAGCGAAGAACUGGAAAUAAAUUACAGAAUGCAAGAAACUGAAUCUUCUCUAGCAUUACGUGACCUCUCGCCUUUGCAGCGAAAAUGCCGCUUUUAUGACGAACCAAUAUCUGACGAACUGCCAGUCUACAGCAGCAGUCUGUGUUACAUGGAAUGUCGCUAUAAACUUGCCUUGAAAUUGUGUGGUUGUCGACCGAUUUUUUACCACAAUUUCGGUGGUAAAGUAUGUGAUAUAAAAGGACACCUCUGUCUGGCCCAACAUUCUGAUUAUAUCACCAAGCGACCUAGUCAAAUUGGGUGCGAUUGUCCGCAACCGUGCGAUAUCAUAAUUUAUUUCCCUCAAGUUCCCAAAUUUACAAAAUGGGAGUAUGGAUAUUUUGAACAGAGAAUGACCUUUAGGUGGGCCCUUUUAGCACCCACGACCAAGCUUCAUCGAGACGUGCUUUUUGGGUUUGAGGACUUAGUUGUUUCUUUCGGUGGCACUUUGGCUCUGUUUUUAGGUAUCAGCUUUAUUAGCGCCAUUGAAUUUGUGUUUCUGUUAGUUGAAAAUAUUUACGUUUUGUAUAAAAAUCAACGCAAGACCAAUGUAGUUGUUGUUGGCCCUUUCCGGAAAAUUCACCACUUUUAAAUGAAACACGAGCAACUUUAAAAUUUUUA
This is a messenger RNA of Tribolium castaneum (red flour beetle), 1439 nucleotides long. RefSeq names its product sodium channel protein Nach-like. NCBI's taxonomy places the organism in Eukaryota, Metazoa, Arthropoda, Insecta, Coleoptera, Tenebrionidae. Gene Ontology annotation, molecular function: ligand-gated sodium channel activity. The record is from RefSeq and is a predicted model, not a curated record. Gene Ontology annotation, biological process: sodium ion transmembrane transport. The transcript is spliced from 8 exons. The coding region runs from base 25 to 1410 and encodes 461 amino acids. Gene Ontology annotation, cellular component: plasma membrane.